AUGACAUGGACCAAGUGUAAGAAACUGCAAGAGACAACCUUGUUUCACGGCCCUGCGGACCCAUUCGUCCAUGGGCACGACGUCGACAGCGGAGCCGAUCUCCCUCUCGAGCAGGUUUCUCAUGUCCGGGAGGGCCACGACGCGCUCGCCCGACUCGUACAGGUACUUGACGUGGCCGGGCCACGAGUAGUCCUCGUAGACCUCGUCGAGGAUCAGCAGGGCGGCCCUGUCGACCGAGAUGAAGUCGAGGCACCCGGUCCAGGCGCUCGUGUCGGGCGUCGCGGCCAUGGUCCGCGAGAAGCCGACGAGGUUGGCCACGAGGUCGUUGGCGGGCGCCCCGGGCCCCGUGAUGGACGACGGGCGGUGGAUCCAGAUGGGGAGCUCGCACCGGUCGCUGACCUUUUCGAGGUGGCGCUCCGAAGCCCACUUGGUCGCCAGGUAGCCGUCGGUCCCGGCCGGCGGCGGGAACCCGCCCACGGACCUCUGCUCCCAGCCGUCGUGGCCGGUCAGGGUCGCGACGGCGGCGGUCGAGACGUAGUGGAACGACGUCUGCCGCGGCAGGCUCAGGCGGACCAGCUCCUUGGUCGCUUCCAAGUUGGCCGGCUUGAGGCUGCGAUACGACUUGGCAAAGGACACGUCGGCGCCGUUGUGGAUGACGGCGUGCGCCUCGGCGAAUAUGCCCGCGAGCUCCUCCUCGGGCAGCCCGAAGCCCGGCAGCGCCAGGUCCCCGCGGUGCGUGACGACCUUGGCGGAGCUGAACAGCGGGACGUCGUGCCGGACGGCAAGGCAGUGGAUCUUCUUGACGAUGCCGUCGCUCAGCAGGCGCGCGAGGAUCGCCUGGCCGAGGAAGCCGGUCGACCCGGUCAGCACCACGACCUCUGGGUUCGUGAAGAAGUCCUUCUUGACCGGAACCGUCCGCAACGCCGGCGAGACGGCGGUUUCGUCUUCCCAGUCCACGUCCACGUCCACCGUGCCGCCGGACUGCCCCGGACCCAGAUCCGAACCGCCGCCGCUCGAAAGCUCCUGGAUCAGGGCUGCCAUGCCGCCGAGCGUGCUGGCGUCAAAGAGCUGAAAGAGCGAAACCGCGACUUUGAAGGUAUUCUGGAUGUUGGCUCGCAGGCCGAUGAGCAACAUGGAGCUGCCGCCGACGUGGAAGAAAUCAGACGCGGCUGUGAUCUGGUGCUGAGACGAGACCUCUCUGGGCAGGAUGCUCUCCCACAGCUGCUUCAAGCGCGACUCGGUGCCACUGAGGCUCUCGCCGACGGGAGGCUGAAGCUCUCUGUCGCCUGUUUCGGUCGCCUGGGGCAGUGGGAUCGACUUGAGAGCGGACCGGUCAAGCUUGCCCGAAACAUUGGUGGGCAUCUUUUCCAGCACGACGAGCGCGGCAGGCUUCAUGUAUUGAGGCAGGGGAAGCUGGUGGAUGACGUGGUCGAGACGAUCCUUGGCGGCGGUCGGACCGGCCGUGGCAAAAGCAACGAGGUACUCGUCCGAGGUGGUGGUGGCCGCCGACUGCGCGACGCCGACGACACAAUCGACGAUGGCUCCCUUGGCGGCGUGGACCACGGCAGCCUCGAUCUCCUGCAGGUCUAUCCGCAGACCUCGCAGCUUCACCUGCGUGUCGUCCUUGAUGCGGCCCUCGAGCAGCAGGCGCCCGUUGAGCUGACUGAUGCGCCCCGAGUCGCCGGUCCGAUGCAGCUGCGUCCAGCCUUGCUUGUGGAACUCGGCCGAGGCGAAGCUGUCGUGUGCAAAACCUCGGGUGUUCAGCUCGCUGUGCAGAUAUCCGGCUACGACGCCGGCUCCUCCUAUCAGCACCUCCCCUGGCAUCCCGGCCGGGACGGCCUUCAUGCUGGAGGAGUCCACAAUGUAGGUGGAGUAGUUGGGCAGCACCUCAAGUCCCAUGUUUUGGCUGGUCUCCUCGGCCCAGCAGUCGACGUCGCGGAUGUGGGAGCAGAAGGUGAUCUCCGUUGGACCGUAGCAGUCCACCAGACGCAGUCCUGGCUUGUCGACUGUGCGGAAGGCGGCUUUGAGACCAUCCCGGAUGGGCUCGCCGCCGCUUUGUACAGUCUUCCAAGUGGAUUUGACCAGCUCCUCGACGUUCCCGUAGCGAACCCAGCUGAUGAGCUCCGAGGGAGUCGCCGUAGUGUUGGUAAUAGCGUGGUUGGCAAUGAUGGAAGAGAUGGCCACGGGGUCUGCUCGGAGAUGCUUUGGCACAACCUGAAGUGCCCCGCCGGUUGA
Messenger RNA from Pyricularia pennisetigena, 2235 nucleotides. RefSeq lists its product as uncharacterized. The transcript is spliced from 2 exons. The record is from RefSeq and is a predicted model, not a curated record. Lineage: Eukaryota; Fungi; Ascomycota; Sordariomycetes; Magnaporthales; Pyriculariaceae. Bases 1 to 2235 code for a protein of 744 amino acids.